UACCGCUGCCGCGUCAGUCGCGCGCCAUCCGUCGCGCAGAACGCACGUGUCUCUACGUCACGGCUCGCGACCGGUACACCUGUGCCUGUGUCAUCGCUAACACGUAAACAUAGUUGUCACGUUGGACAAGUGCAGCCAAGUGAGAUCGGAGCGUCGCCGGCGUUGAACGCUCAAGAGUGACAGUUGCAUUCUGCAGGGCGACAGGAGUGGCAUACCAUGUAGUGAAGGAUUGUUACAAUAAGUUUACAUAACAAAAUGGCUGACAUCGAUGAGCACGUGGACGACAUCGACUACGAAUACGACAUGACGAAAAUACCGGAGAUAGUGACAGAUGAUAUGCACGAGUCGUAUGAGUCGGAGAAGAGUUACGGCGAUAGACGGGACUCCAAGGAGGGUUUCGGUGGGGAGGGCGACUCCGAUAGUGGUGUAGACGGCGUGAGCAGUGGCUGUAGUACUGUCGAUGACUGUCCCGUUGUGUCCAUUAAUGAUGUCGUGGCGUACUACGACGACAUCCGGCCGCGGAGGAGAUAUGUGCCCCAACUCAACUACUACCGAGUGGAUAUUGAGAGGAUGGCCUUGGACGCUGUUGUUCAGAGCGAAUCGAGCUACACCUCUUCGGAAGAGGGCUGCGGCGGCGGAGAGCGCCACGCCGUGCUCAGCUACGAGCAAGUGAGGAGACUGAAUGAUGUUAUGGAUGAAGUGGUCGCCAUACACGGGCGAGGCAAUUUCCCAACUCUGCACAUUCGCUUGCGCGAGCUGGUGGCGGGCGUCCGGGCGCGUCUGGAAGCCUCACAGACGGAAGGCGGGGCUGGCAUCACUGUAAGGGAUGUUCGUCUCAACGGAGGCGCCGCGAGCCACGUUCUCACCGACCACCCACAACCUUAUUCUGACAUAGACCUCAUAUUCACCGCGGAACUGCCUACGGCGCGUCACUGCGAUCGCGUUAAAGCCGCAGUCCUCGGACAUCUAUCCACUCUGCUACCCGCUGCGACCCCUCGCCGCCGGGCCACCCCAGCUGGCCUCAAGGAAGCCUACGUAUCUAAAAUGGUUCGAGUCAACUCGGAUGGAGACCGCUGGUCACUGAUAUCACUGGGAAACUCGCGCGGCCACAAGUCCGUCGAACUUAAAUUUGUUGACACGAUGCGUCGCCAGUUUGAAUUCUCUGUAGAUUCAUUCCAAAUUGCACUGGAUUCUCUGCUUGCAUUCCACGAAUGCGCUCAGUUGCCAAUUGGAGAGAACUUCUACCCGACUGUAGUUGGGGAAUCAGUGUAUGGCGAUUUUCAUGAAGCUCUUUGGCAUCUGUCUGAAAAAUUAAUUGCUACGAGACAGCCUGAAGAAAUCCGCGGUGGUGGCCUGUUGAAGUAUUGCGCGCUGCUUGCAAAAGGCUACAGACCGGCGCGACCUGACAAAAUCAAAACCCUGGAGCGCUACAUGUGCUCAAGAUUCUUCAUAGACUUCCCAGAAUUGGGACAACAACGAGCCAAGCUUGAGGCAUACCUCCGAAAUCACUUUGUUGGCCGAGAAGAAGAGGCGCUAAAGCACAGGUACCUGACGCUGCUGCACGGCGUGGUGCGGGAGUCGACCGUGUGCCUGAUGGGACACGAGCGGCGCCAGACGCUGGCGCUGAUCGAGGCGCUGGCGUGCCGCGAGCUGUGCGCGCGCGCGCCGCUGCUGCUGCCCGCGCUGCCCGCGCUGCCCGUGAGCGUGCCCGUGCUGCCGCCGCAGUACUACGUGUGCGUGUGCGCCGCGUGCGUGCAGUGCGCCGCGUGCGCCUGCACGGCCUGCUGCGACUGCUGCCGCCCGACCCUCUGCCCGGCGUGACCGGCCCCGCCGCGCCCCUACCGACGAUGAAUUUAGUGCCAAAUGUAUAUAAUUAUAUGUAUAUGUGUAUACGCUACGUGUAUAUAGUGUGAGAUCGCUCGCGUUUACGCUCUGCGUCAAUUCGAUGUUGCUCACUGUACCCGGAUCAAUUGUUGUCAAUUCGCGCCCGCGUCCCGCCCUGUGGCGACUCCAACGCGACAUUCAUAUUCCACUAGAUAGACGCUUGUCGAGGCGUGACGUAAUUUUUAGUCGUACUCCUGUCGUGUUAAUUGCUUAACAUAUCAGCAGUACGGAAAUUAUCGAUCACGCGACGAUCGAGGACGAUGCGGCCCGAUGGUCUGCCUGUGAAAGACUAGUUAGUUAUUUUUAAGCUUAUGUAUAGAUCGUCUCCGAUAGUGUUAUGGCAUGUCUCUCUUCAUAAUGACCGCGCGAGCGACUGACAAACUCGACUCAUUCAUAUUCCUAAAAAUAUCUUCCGCUAUCUGGCGAAAGAAUACUGUGAAAUGUUCGGUUGUUAUCAUCAUUAUGCAAUGGCGUCAAACCGAACACACAACUGAAUCUUUCGUGAGAUAGUCAUCUGUAUCACACACAUUUACUCCUCAAACCUACACACAAACACGCACGCACGCACACAGACCCGAACAACUGGCCUUGAAACGCGACAAGGACGUAAACAUCCAAAUUUAAACAUAGUGAGUAAAAAACAGGAUUCAGACGCGGAGUUAGGUAUAAAAUUGGGCUCAAUCUUGAGUAACUAUUUUGAGGUCAAAGAAACAUUUCGUUCCUCGUUGAAAUAAACGACCUAUUUUAAUAGCUAUUUAUUAAUCUAUAUAAAUGUAUGUAUACACUUCAUUCAUAGUCAAUCUAGUAUUGUAUACGAGUUAUUGUAAUACCAAAAUGUGAAAAAAAAUGAAAAAUAUAUAAAAAUGACUGUAAGUCGUGUACAAUACUACGAUUAUGUUUUUAUAUUAAACACCAUAUAAAUAUUUUAAGAACAUUUACAAGUAGUGAAUUCACGUAACAGAGUACUUAGAAACAUGUUUUUUUAUUAAUUUUAAACGUCUCAAUAAAAUAAAAGCAGUAGUCGGUAUGCAAAAUUGUGAUUUAAUUGUUGUAGAUUUAAUGUUGUCGAUGAUUAUAUACCUACUUAACAUAUUAUCUAGUUAAAUUCGAUAGAGAGAUAUAUUAUUGUUGUAUUUAAUAUAGAUAUACGAAUGGUGUAAACAGUGUCCGGCCAAUGUGCAUGUCUUAUAUAGUUGCCAACGCAAAGUUAUAUGUAUACAAACGUAGCAUGGAUUAAUUCUAAGUUUUUCUAUUAAAUCCGGAGUACUCAAGUACAACCUGCUUAUCUUUAAGACACUUCGGAACAAUUAACGAUUUUAUGAACGAAUUUUUCUAUCUUGCUCACUAUCGAACCAAAAUUUUAGAUCUCAUUUUUAUUAGCAUUCAAAAUGUUGAUUUGGCUUGAUUGUUUUGUUUACAUUCGCUCCUGGUGUGUACGGCGUACCUGCGUUCCUAUCAUAAUGUUUCCAUUUUCUAUUAAAAUUGUUAUUAUAUUAUCUAUCAUAGAUUAUUAUAUACCAUAGACAUGUAGUGUAAAAGAAAUAUAGCUACGUAAUAUAAAUCUCUAUAAAUACUUAUAAAAAAAA
This is a messenger RNA of Zerene cesonia (dogface butterfly), 3470 nucleotides long. Its product is annotated as terminal nucleotidyltransferase 5C. Bases 256 to 1821 code for a protein of 521 amino acids. NCBI's taxonomy places the organism in Eukaryota, Metazoa, Arthropoda, Insecta, Lepidoptera, Pieridae. Gene Ontology annotation, molecular function: RNA binding; poly(A) RNA polymerase activity. The record is from RefSeq and is a predicted model, not a curated record. Gene Ontology annotation, biological process: mRNA stabilization. The transcript has 4 exons.